Messenger RNA from Haliotis rufescens (red abalone), 3503 nucleotides. Its product is annotated as octopamine receptor 1-like. Lineage: Eukaryota; Metazoa; Mollusca; Gastropoda; Lepetellida; Haliotidae. Gene Ontology annotation, cellular component: membrane. The transcript has a single exon. The record is from RefSeq and is a predicted model, not a curated record. Gene Ontology annotation, biological process: G protein-coupled receptor signaling pathway. Gene Ontology annotation, molecular function: G protein-coupled receptor activity. The coding region runs from base 732 to 1688 and encodes 318 amino acids.
UAACGAGCGAACGCUUUAACCACUAUAGGCUACCCAACCGCCCUUUCACUAUUUGGACAUCAUAUCUCUUGUUGUGACUCAAAAGGUAAGACAUCACAGUCAUACAAAGAAAAGUGCUGAAUAGCAAGCUCUCUGUUGUCCUCAAAGAUAGAAAUACAUCCUCUUUGCAUAUUUCUAUACUGUUUUCUGAAUGAAAAUAUUGCCCUACAUCCUUUGAACCUUGUAGUAACCACAACUUUGCAUUUUGUAGCAUAUACUUGUACAUAUAAUUAAUUGAAUAUACCUACCAACAAUGACUGUAAGAGAAGUACCAUUGUAAAAAUAUUAGCUUCUGCGGUGAUGCAGACAUCAUAUCGGCUGGUUCAAUCAGAGGGGGUUUAUUGUGAAUUGAUACCUCUGAUUGACCAAACAAAAUUGAUUAUUUACCAAAUUCAUGGUAGAAUAGCAUUAUUAAAAUACAGUGGCCCUCACUUUGCCUGAAAACUUGAGGGCCAUUGUUUGAUAACUCUGUCCAUUUCAAAUAUAAACAACAAUCACGGAAACAAUUUCAACCAUUUUGCACACUUUACCAUGUUGACUAAUUCUCUGUUUACUAAAUCUAGCAACAUACUGGCCUUUCUGUCAAUAUGAAAUCAUUAAUUUAGGAAGAUAACAUUUUGAAAAACCCUUUCAAAAAUGAAACUCAAAUGCCACUUUUGUCAUGUGUUUCAGAUAGUUGAAAACACUCCCAAAUGAACAACAGCACAGCAGUGUCCGCAGCCCCGGGGAAGUCCAGUGGAGGCUUCACCCCCCUAGCUAUAGGCCUGAUGACGGGGCAGUUCAUCAUGAUGGUGGUGAUGGUGGGGGGCAACAGCAUCUUCAUCCUUGCCAUCAUCAAGUACCGCAAACUGAAGACCAUCAACAGCAUGUUUGUGGCCAAUCUAUCCCUGUCCGACCUCAUCCUCGGGAUCACCAUGUCCUUCCAGAUCUCUUUCUUCUUUCAGCCCUGGAUGGAACAUGUGAAGGAACUCUGCAUCCUCCGAUUCCAGUUUGUCAACCUCUUCAGCAAGGCAGCUCUGUACUCCCUCUGCCUCACCGUCAUCGACCGCUUCAUUGCCAUCACCUACCCCUUGAAGUACCCCAGCAUCAUGACCAACACCAAGGCAUAUGUCCUCAUUGCCAUCAUGUGGAUCUACGCCCUCACCAACGCCCUCGUCCCGAUCAUCUUUGACAUCAACACAUGGGACACCGCUGACUUGUGUCUGUACGAGCUUGUGACGGAAAGGAAGUACCGCCUGUAUAUCCACACCGAGGACCUCCUCCUCUCCAUCUUCCUAAUGGUGUGCUACUCCUACAUCUACAUCGUUGUCCGCAGACACAAGAGGAAGAUUGCAACGGAGAACAUGGCAUCUGAUCGCAGGUUCCUCCAGGACAAGAAGCUGGCCAAGUUCAGCAUCAUCAUCGCCAUCGUGUUCACCAUCUGCUGGCUACCCUUCAGCAUCAUUCAGGAGGUCCAGGUGUACAAGUUCUCCGUCACUGGAGCAUUUGUGGGCAACUUUGCUGUCUUUCUGGGCAUUUCAAAUUCAGCCAUAAAUCCAUUUAUCUACACAUGGAAGAAUCCGGACUUCCGCAGCGCUAUUAAAAAACUGCUUAGACUUGAGCAUCUUCCUCAACAGACAAAUAUCAAUUCUGUUGAAUCGAUCAGUUAGAACAGACUACAAGGACAUAGAAACCAGAUGAGAUGGCUUCGCUGGCCAAGUCCUGGGUUGACAUCAGCACAUGGGGCUUAUGUUGUAAGUUAUUGUAAGGAUCGUCAACUAAUUAUAUAUUUUACAUCUGAUACAAAGGACUCAUCAAGUGGUUCUACGUCUUGCAAUGUAACUAUUGCAACUACAACAUAAUUAUUGCUUUCCUAACACCCUGAUCCAAAGUGUACGCGACUCUGCUCGUCCCACUAGCCUGACGUCAAUACUCAUGUCACAGUGAUAUUACAGGCAGUCCACGUGUGCGUGUGUGUGUGUGUACGUGCGUGCGUGCGUGCUCAGUCUUCAUGGCUUGCUUGGACCAGUGUUUGUAACAAACUCAUGAUAACUUGCUUUCAUGUGGUAUGUAUGUACCCAUGUCGGUAAUUCAGUACAAUUACUAGUAUUUAACUUUUUAAGAUAUUUUAAGAAAGUAAGAAAACGUUGUUUCUAUAUAAUAGUGUGCCUGUUUCUUAGCAAAUGAAUACAAAUAUGUGUGAUACGUAUUUCUACAUUGAUGACGUAAUUAGGUACUAAGACGACACAACAGGGUUAAGAUGUGGUGAGGUGAUAGUUCAAAUAUUUUUGACACAUACUUCCUUUCACUUUUGCUUGAAGCAAUAUGUAAAAUGGGAAUAUAAGAUUUCAACGUGUCAUUACGUCUUUGAUGAUUUUUUGCUUUUAGUCUCCCACUUGUGGCGGCAACACUUCACUGAGUGUCUGAUUGACUUAACGUGUCCGUAGAGAACCGUCCACUGUGAGAGUUGUGGAGUGAACACAAAAACAAACUAGCAGGCAUCCUUCACAUACAGAAUCCAUAAUACCUAACUUUGUUUCCUAUGUAUGUUCAAUAUAGACAGCAUUAAUGUGCAGCCUCGGACCAAUCAAUGGAGAAAGUGACAGCAUAAUGACGUUAUGACACAUUUCUGAUGAAAGUGACAAUUUGAUGAAUUGAUGACACAUUUCUAGAGAAAGUGACAAUUUAAUGACUUGACACAAUUCUGGAGAAAUGACAAACAUACUAGACAUGUCAAAAGCUGACGAGCCUGAAUUGCCAUCAUUGAAGCACUCCGGAAGCAUACCCCCAGCAAUGUAUGCUAUGUUAUUGUUGUAAGAUUUAUAGAAAUAGCCACACUAUUAGAUUUCCUCUUGAUUGACUGCCUCAUGACAUUUCCGUAUAGCUGCUAAGCAUUGCAAGAUAGAUAAUAUAGUAGAUAUAUGCUGCAACCAAGUCUACACGUCAGCCAAUGAAAACAUUUGUCAUGCACCGCUGAGCCGCUAGCUUUAGGCCACGCCUCCACAUAGUUUUGUUUUGGAGUCUGAUUAAAGAGCGUGUGAUUUCAGCUAUUUCACUUGGACAUUGAAAUAUUUUCAAUGAAUGUUAUGAAUUUUUUCCUCUCGGAAAGUGACCUAAUGUAUUGAGGAAAAUUGAUAUUCUGAAAGAAAUCACAGUCAAUUUUUUCACUUUACUUUCCCUUUAAGCUUAUGUGGUCAAAAGCUGUCUUAAAUGCCUAUUUUACAAGUAGUGACCUUGGCCAAUCAAAUUGCAGAUAGAUCACCCUAACGUAUAGAGGCUGUAUAAGUGAGUGAGUGAGUAUGGUUUUACACCACUUUUAGCAAUAAUCCAGCAAUAUCACAUCGGGGAACACCAGAAAUAGGCUUCUCGGGAAUCGAACCCGGGUCUUCGGCGUGAUGAGCAAACGCUUUAACAACUAGGCUACCCGACCAAAGAGGCUGUAUAAAGUAACGAAUACUCUUAUGAAGGCUGGUCAAAAAGUUCUC